GGAAGCGACCGCACAGGUCAUGAAGCGCGCGAGGCUAUAUAAGAGGGACCGGUCAGGUCAAUACUUUAUUUUCGCAUUCGCGCCCCGACUUCUAUAUCAUUCAACUCCUCGACAAGUGUUAUGAGACCUCUUCAAAUGCCCUAUAUGUUUGAGGAUCGAACAGGCCACAUAGCUGGCUCGGACUAUGACGACAUCUACGAUCGCAUGUUCAUCCGAGUCGUACCCCAUCCGCAUUCUCCUGCCAGAAAUGGCAGCGUUCUGGCCAUUUACAACAUGGGACGCCGUUCCACUCGGCACGGUGACACGCGGCAUCUGGAGAGGCAACCUUCAGUGAUACUCGAGUUUGCAGAGGGCACUGCAGGAGGCCUAGGAAACAUCAGCUUUUUCUACCCUCCUGCGCCCAGCAUGACGAUGCCGAUGAGCAGAUACCUACGAAAGACGGCCUUUUUCGGAGGAUCUCUCUCCAGAAAAUUUCGGGCGAGUGAUGGCCGGGAAUACAGAUGGGAGUACCACAGCGCAGACGGUCAUGAGUGGUCGUGCAUUUCAGAAGAAAAUUACCUUGUCGCUCAUUUUGAUCUUCGUCAACCACACAUGCCAGCUUACGGUGUCUCCGGAAACACUCUGACCGUUCACGAAUCAUUUUGUCAUCUUUCCAUAGACAUCAUGGCUUCGCUCCUCAUCAUGCGCUACAUUGCCGAGCACAACCUGUAGAUACACAAACGUGCCGCGUUUCAUACCCCAAAAUUGCCCACCGAGGCGAGCUUCGCAGUCAUGCUAACUACUUCAUACUGUCGCACAGAUCUGACAUGGGGAUAAUCACCGACCAGCCAGCUGUGGACACUACCCGAUGAUCAGGCAGGAUCUUUACCGCAUCCUUUUCU
Suillus clintonianus is the source of this 881-nucleotide messenger RNA. RefSeq lists its product as uncharacterized. The transcript has 4 exons. The record is from RefSeq and is a predicted model, not a curated record. The coding region runs from base 121 to 711 and encodes 196 amino acids. NCBI's taxonomy places the organism in Eukaryota, Fungi, Basidiomycota, Agaricomycetes, Boletales, Suillaceae.